GGACAUUUGGGUGUGGCGAAAGGAAGAGUAUUGAAGGAGGAGAAGCGGAGGGAGUCUCGGGGUCCGCAGUCGAGGGUUCUGGAAAGAUGCCAAGACCCGUUACGAUCGGAGAAAAAAGAGAGAGCGAAACGGACAUCACCAGGAACCACCAGACUCCCGGUGCCGUUUUUUUCCUGUUUCUUCGCCUCCGUCUUGUUUUCCCCGCGCGCUUGCGUUUUCCCCCUACAUUUUGUCUUUCAUUUGAAGAAUUGGGUCUUCUUUCCUUUCUACUUGCUUAGAUCCCCGUUCUCGCGGUUCUUUUCGCCCCCGCGCUUUCUAGGAACUUCUCCGAUCAUCGCGGUCUCGUGCCCCUCGAUAACUUCUCCGCCCCCCAUGGCUUCGGCACAAGAAGAGGCCAACGCCCUCAAGGUGCAGGGUAAUAAGGCCUUUGCCCAGCAUGACUGGCCUACCGCAGUCGAUUUCUACAACCAGGCCAUCGAGAAGUACGACAAGGAACCUUCGUUCUUCUCAAACCGGGCUCAGGCUCAAAUCAAACUCGAGGCAUUUGGAUUCGCUAUCGCCGACGCUACUGCGGCUUUGGAAUUGGACCCGAACUACGUCAAGGCAUACUGGAGACGCGCCCUCGCCAAAACCGCCAUCCUCGAUUAUAAGGGAGCCCUCCGGGACUUCAAGGCCGUGGUCAAGCGUGAACCCAGCAACCAAAAUGCGAAGAUAAAAUUGGCCGAAUGCGAGAAGCUUGUUCGUCGUAAAGAAUUUGAAAAGGCCAUCGAGGUCUCAGACCCACCCUCGGCAUUCGAGGGCUUGGAUAUUGAUGCUAUUAAGGUGGAGGAUGACUAUGAUGGUGUGCGCAUUGAGAAUGAGAUGACGCAGGAGUUCAUUGAUGAUAUGAUUCAACGGUUUAAGGAUGGCAAGAAGAUUCACCGCAAGUAUGUCUUCCAGAUCGUCAAGGCUGUGAAGGAUAUCACCUACAAUGAGCCGACUAUGGUGGAGAUUGGUGUCGACGCAGGCAAGAAGUUGACAGUCUGUGGUGAUACUCAUGGCCAAUUCUUUGAUCUGUUGGAGAUCUUCCGCCGAAACGGCAGCCCAUCCGAUUCCCACGCCUACCUCUUCAACGGUGACUUUGUCGACCGAGGCUCGUGGUCUUGUGAGAUUGCCCUGCUUCUCUACGCCUACAAGUGGCUGCGACCAAACGGACUGUUCCUCAACCGUGGUAACCACGAGACGGAUGACAUGAAUAAGGUCUACGGUUUCGAGGGCGAGUGCAAGGCGAAGUAUUCCGAGCGUGUCUUCAAGGUGUUCUCCGAGUCCUUCUCAGCUCUGCCUCUGGCUACCCUGAUUGGCGAGAAGUAUCUCGUCCUGCACGGUGGCCUGUUCUCAGACGACAAGAUCACAUUGAACGAUAUCCGCAAACUGAACCGUCACAAUCAACGGCAGCCCGGCCAACAGGGCUUGAUGAUGGAGAUGCUCUGGACCGACCCCCAGACCCAGCCUGGCCGCGGACCCAGUAAGCGUGGCGUCGGCCUGCAGUUCGGCCCCGAUAUCACCAAGCGCUUCUGCGAGAACAACGGCCUCGACGCUAUCAUUCGGUCACACGAAGUCCGUAUGGAGGGCUACGAAGUUGAGCAUGAUGGCCGCUGUAUCACCGUCUUCUCGGCGCCCAAGUACUGCGAUUCUACGGAGAACAAGGGCGCUUAUAUCAACAUUGGCCCUGACCUCAAGCUCAAUUAUGAAGUCUUCGAGGCCGUGCCCCACCCUGAUAUUAAGCCUAUGGCCUAUGCGAAUAACUCGAUCUUGUCGAUGAUGUGAUGAACCCAGAACCCAGAUGAUUUGCAGAGCGGGCGUUGUCCUACAAAGAGCUUAGAACGAUAUAUUGUUGUACUAACGAGCAUCUGACUUCUACUUUUACUUGGCUUACGAACCCUGGUGGCUCAUUGUUGUCCGUUUACAGUCUGGUCUUUUGAAAUACAGUGGGCGGGCUAAACUAAGAUAUACAAUGAAUUGAUGGAUUUAUGAUAUUGUUG
Penicillium brasilianum is the source of this 2021-nucleotide messenger RNA. NCBI's taxonomy places the organism in Eukaryota, Fungi, Ascomycota, Eurotiomycetes, Eurotiales, Aspergillaceae. The record is from the annotation of a GenBank genome assembly.